Messenger RNA from Mytilus californianus (California mussel), 1580 nucleotides. RefSeq names its product transcription factor Sp9-like. Gene Ontology annotation, biological process: regulation of transcription by RNA polymerase II. NCBI's taxonomy places the organism in Eukaryota, Metazoa, Mollusca, Bivalvia, Mytilida, Mytilidae. The record is from RefSeq and is a predicted model, not a curated record. Gene Ontology annotation, molecular function: RNA polymerase II cis-regulatory region sequence-specific DNA binding; DNA-binding transcription factor activity, RNA polymerase II-specific. The transcript has 2 exons. The coding region runs from base 53 to 1291 and encodes 412 amino acids.
AAUAUUUGAAGUGUUUGCAGAUUAAAGGAUAAUAUCGAAUUAAUAAUCGUCUAUGUAUGUUCAGGACCCCCAUCCGUUUGGUGGAACACCACUUGCACUAUUGGCUGCUCAGUGCAACAAGAUAAAUGAUAGAAGUCCACCACCGCUAGCCGAUGCUGCGGUAGGAAAAGGUUUUCACCCAUGGAAACGGUCACCAACUUCAUUAAACGGACCUACGUGUCCACUCACAAUAAAUCCUCAAAGACCAACGGCAAUCACAUCUACGACUGCAUCUUAUUCAUAUCCUAAGACAAGUCCCUUAUCUAGUUGUACUGGAAGUUACGAUCGUGAGUUUUUACAUUCUAUGAUGUCAUCAAACACACAACCUGACGUCACUUCAUCAUCAUUACUUCAAAAGAUGCACAACGAAUCAGCGCUUUCUGGAUCGUCUUUAAGUGGACUAUAUUCUAGAGUGCCAACAGUUACAACAAAUCCAUAUGAACAUUGGUCAUACCCUAAUUCUCACAGCAUUAAAUCGGAGGUAACACCUUCUGUCAAUCCUGCGUCUGCGUGGUGGGACUUGCACACAACGCCAUCAGCUUGGCUUACCGAUGUUAGCGGUGCAACUUCCGGUUUUCACUCACAGAUUGGUGCUAAUUACCCAAACAACGAAUAUGCUCUUGGACAUGGGCUUAGUUCAAAUUCUACACCUUACUUAUCAACAGGACAAUCAUUAUUACAAGACACUUAUAAAUCAAUACUGCCGACGCAGUCCGAUUCGUCUAUGACACCGUAUUUGUCACGUGUUGGUAUAAAUGGAAAUGCUAGUCCAAGGUCAAAUAGACGUUAUACUGGUAGGGCAACAUGUAGUUGCCCGAACUGUCAAGAAUUGGAAAGGCUUGGCCCAGCCGCCGCAAAUUUACGAAAGAAAAAUGUUCACAGCUGUCACAUUCCCGGAUGUGGAAAAGUGUAUGGAAAAUCUUCACAUCUUAAAGCUCAUUUGAGAUGGCACACCGGAGAACGACCGUUUGUUUGUAAUUGGUUGUUUUGUGGCAAACGGUUUACUCGUUCUGACGAAUUACAGCGCCAUCUACGGACACAUACAGGUGAAAAACGUUUUGCUUGCCCUACUUGCAAUAAACGUUUCAUGCGUAGUGAUCAUCUUGCUAAGCACACAAAAACUCACACCGAAGGUAAAAAAUCCGGAAGUGGUUCCGAUACAGAAAAUAGUACUGACCAGAAACUCAUACCAAAGAAGGAAAUUGGUGGCAGUGAUCACGCAGCUUUCAGACCAAAAACCGAAACAAAUUAAUCGUAUAUUGUUUAAUUUGUUAAUUGCAUUUAAAUCAAUUAGCUGCACUGAACUCUGAUAAAGAAAUUGUCUAUUGUUACAUCUUUUCUGUAGUUAAGUAAUUUUAUUGUUAAGUGUGUUUUUCCUGUACCAAUCCAGUACUUUCCACAGUAAUUAUACAGAAAAAGAAAACAAAUGAGACAAAUGAGACAAAACGCAAAAACAAUAAUUGUUGACAGUUAAACGAAGAAUGGGUGCCAUUUUAACGAGAUUGUUCUUUUUUGUUGUAAAAGUUCUUUAAAUUGUUAAA